UAAUAACAAGUCUUCCAUUGACUUCUCUUACAAAGUCUUCUUCAAUUCCUGGCACCACAGACUACUCUCUGCUUGCUUUAAUGCUGUAAAAGUAAUUGGUGGGCUUGGACUGGAACCUCAUCAGUACACAGAGUAAACAUGGCUAAGUUGGAAAUAGAAGAGGAGCCAAUGCUAUCAUCAAAUGCACAAUCAUCCCAUGAACUCAAGUAUUCUAGUUUCCGGAGGAUCCUAUCAAGGAGACGAAGCGCAUCCAUGUACAUUCCCAUGGUGUCUAUGGACCCAUAUUACAACAGAGAACCAAGUCUUGGAGAGCAUAGUCGUCGUCAACUUAACAGCGUCAGAACCUUCCCGCCCAAGAUUGAUGAACUAUAUGCCACCCUUGGAACCCAAAAUAUUUUCAAACAAAGUGGAGUUACUGUGACUGAAAACAGUGAAAACAACUGGGACGACAACUAUGAUUGGGAACAUACACCACCCGCAGGGAUUGAUUUGUAAUAAUUAUUUUUGUAUUAGGGUCGGUACUCAUGAUAAUGCUCACCAAGGAAUUCCAAGAACUCCGACUAGAUUUGAUCAAGAGUACCACGAUGACAUUCAUGGCGAUGAAGAGGAUUUUGUCAAAAAAGUGUUAUCAUUCAUCUCUUCAUGUAUUCCUAAAGUUAUAAGCCCACACUCAAAACGGGUCAAGCAAUGGAACAAGAUUAUAGCUAUCUUUUGUUUGGUGGCAAUAUUUCUCGAUCCAUUAUUUUUCUUCAUACUGUAUGUACAAAAGGAUUUCAACUGCAUUGUUAUCAACUGGACAAGGACAAUACCACUUGUUGUACUUAGAAGCUUGAAUGCCUUAGUGUAUUUCUUGAACAUACUUUUACAGUUUAGGUUGGCUUAUCUUUCUGCUAGUACUGGAUCAAGGGUGAUUGAUAUAGUUGACCAUCCAAAAGAGAUUGCUAUGCAUUAUUUGCAUAGCUAUUUUCUUCUUGAUUUAUUUGUAGUGAUUCCUUUGUCUCAGAUAAUAAUAUUGUUUGUGCUACCAAAAUACUUGGAUUCAUCAGGAGCAAAUCAUUCAAAGAAUCUUAUAUCUGUAGUAAUUCUUGUGCAAUACAUCCCCAGAUUAUUCAGGUUCUUGCCAUUGCUAAUUGGCCAAUCUCCAGCAGGAAUCAUAUUUGAGUCAGCCUGGGCAAGUUGCACUCUCAAUCUUCUCAUUUUUAUGCUCUCUGGCCAUAUUAUUGGCUCUUGUUGGUAUCUCUUUGGACUUCAGAGAGUUAAUCAAUGUUUGCUAGACGCUUGCCAUAAUGCUAACAUCAUUGGUUGCAUGAAAUAUGUGGAUUGUGGAAAAGGACAUUCCUCUCACCAGACACAAGAUUUGUGGACAAACAACGUAAAUGCCACAUCUUGUUUGAAUUCUUUGUCUGGUGCUUUUUAUUAUGGGAUCUAUGCCAAUGUUGUUCGACUUACUACAGGAAGCAACUUGAUCAAAAAAUAUUUGUAUGCACUUUUUUGGGGCUUCCAGCAAAUCAGUACUCUUGCUGGUAAUCUAACCCCAAGUGAUUUUGAGUUGGAAGUCCUUUUCACAAUGAUAAUCAUAGGAUUGGGGCUCUUGCUUUUUGCGCUUCUCAUUGGAAACAUACAAAACUUUCUUCAGAGUCUCGGACAAAGAACACUAGAAAUGCAACUUAGAAGCCGUGAAGUUGAGCAAUGGAUGAACCAGUUUCACUUAUCAGAAGAUCUAAGAAAGAGGAUCAGACAUGCCGAAAGGUAUAAUUGGAUGGCAACAAUAGGGAUGAAUGCACAAAUGUUUAUGGAGAAUAUGCCAGAAGAUCUGCAGAGAGACAUAAGACGUCAUCUCUUCGAAUUUAUUAAGAAAAUUCGAAUUUUCAGUUUAAUGGAUGAGCCUAUUUUAGAUGCCAUUUGUGAGAGGCUUAGGCAAAAAGUAUACUUCAAAAGAAGUACUAUUUUGCAUCCUGGUGAUUUGGUAGAGAAAAUGUUCUUUGUUUUGCGUGGGGAAUUGAAGAGCAUUGGCGAAGAUGGAACUAGAGUUUUUUUAACCGAAAGGGAUGCUUGUGGUGAAGAACUUUUAGUAUGGUGUCUUGAAAAUUCUUCGGUUAGCACAGAUGGUAAAAAGGCAUGGCUUCCUGGACCAAGGUUACUUAGCAGAAGGACAGUAACGUGUUUAACGAAUGUGGAGGUAUAUUCAAUUGGAGCUGCUGACCUAGAAGCAAUUACAAUCCGUUUCACAAGAUUCUUGCGAAAUCCACUUGUUCAAAGAGCAUUGAGGUUUGAAUCACCUUAUUUGAGAUCCGUUGCAGCAACACGGAUUCAAGUUGCAUGGAGAAGAUACUGGAAAAGACAACUAAUACGUGCUCUCUCACAAGAAAAUUACUAUUAG
Messenger RNA from Arachis stenosperma, 2380 nucleotides. RefSeq names its product probable cyclic nucleotide-gated ion channel 20, chloroplastic. Lineage: Eukaryota; Viridiplantae; Streptophyta; Magnoliopsida; Fabales; Fabaceae. Gene Ontology annotation, molecular function: protein binding; monoatomic ion channel activity. Gene Ontology annotation, biological process: monoatomic ion transport; transmembrane transport. The coding region runs from base 455 to 2380 and encodes 641 amino acids. The transcript has 14 exons. Gene Ontology annotation, cellular component: membrane. The record is from RefSeq and is a predicted model, not a curated record.